Orbilia oligospora ATCC 24927 is the source of this 708-nucleotide messenger RNA. RefSeq lists its product as uncharacterized. Lineage: Eukaryota; Fungi; Ascomycota; Orbiliomycetes; Orbiliales; Orbiliaceae. The record is from RefSeq and is a predicted model, not a curated record. The transcript has a single exon. Bases 1 to 708 code for a protein of 235 amino acids.
AUGGAAUCUUCUUCAGAUCACCAGCUUUCCUCCUAUUCUUCCUCCUCUUCUUCUGGCUCCCUCAUCGAUGACCAUCAGUCAUCAUCUUCUGCCGCCCCACCUGCCAAAAGGCAAAAAAGGGAGUAUGACUCCCAAAAACGCGUCGAGUCGUAUACGGCCUCACACAAGCCAGCAUUUGAGGCCGUCAGGGAGGCAGCAGUGGAUUCACUGCUCCUCUACCUCACCUACCACGAGACCUCAGAGGAGGUCUGGCUCAGGGACGUCCCUCAGCCAAGUAACCAGGUCGAAGGGGGACGCCCAUACUACUGGGCAAUCUCGGGCACCAUGACGCCCAUCGAAGAAGAAGGCUGGAAAGCCACAAUCGGGAGGGGCAAUUCAGGUCCCUCCCAAACCGGUAGCCGUUGGGGUACCGAAAAUCUUCACAUCCUCGAGGGGAUGAUGAAGUCGGGCCGUGUUCGCCCGUUCUUCGCUGACGAGGCGAAACCCGCCGUUUGCGGGAUAGUCGCCCGGGGGAGUAAUGUCCUCGGGUUGGGCUGGGGUCUGAUGGGUGACCAUGAAGACCCAUCAACAUACGACAAGGAGAAGUAUGCCGCUAAGGGGAUUACUCUCCUCAGGGAACUCCCUGACGCUGCGGACCGGAUGGUUCCCUGCUUGUCGGGGGGUUCCGGGGAUGGGAACCCGAAGGGCAGAAAAAAGAACAAGAGGUAG